Sinocyclocheilus rhinocerous is the source of this 1182-nucleotide messenger RNA. Its product is annotated as coiled-coil domain-containing protein 134-like. Lineage: Eukaryota; Metazoa; Chordata; Actinopteri; Cypriniformes; Cyprinidae. The transcript is spliced from 3 exons. The annotation marks the transcript as partial. The record is from RefSeq and is a predicted model, not a curated record.
GUUCAGAGUCUGUGUGUUCCUCUAGCCUACUCUCACGUGGUGGAGAACACGGCGUUCUUCGGUGACGUGGCUCUGCGUUUCCCGCGCAUCGUCCAUCACUACUACGAUCAGAACGUGGACUGGAGUGGCCUGCUGCGCUGGGGUCUGCGUUUCUGCAACCAGACGGGCGUCUUCAGCGGAGGAGCCCAUCAGCACGUGCUCACGCUGAUGUCACAGGAGCUGGGGAUCACUGAGAAAUCUGCAGACUUCGUCAACCCCUAUCGCACCGAACGAGACGACGUGCUGCACACAGCCGAGGCCUUCCAGAAGAUUCUCCGCGAGGAAGAGAAGAGGAGGAGGAAGGAGGAGAAGAGGAAAGAGAUCCGGAAAGGUCCGCGGAUCUCUCGCUCUCGCACCGAGUUAUAGAUCUGACUGAAGAUCAGCCGUUUACACUCAAUCAGGGAGCCUGUGCUGAAUCUGCCACGGGCGUCGACGUUUACAGGCUUCAGAACGAGUCUCGGAUUCGCAACGCUUGAAUCGCUUCUGCUUUUAACUCUUGAGUGUGUGUUUAGUGCUGUAUUGGAUUAAGGGGGAGGAGUCAGGGUGGUGGGAGGAGCCAGAGUGGGCGGGGCCACUCUAGUGUUUGCUGUUGGAGUGGUGGGCGGGGAUGGGAAAGUGGGCGUGGUCAAAGAUGAAGGUAUUUUGAACACUGAUAUUUCGAUAUUUAACAAACACUUGAUAAGUUUUGAUAAUCUAAAAUCGGAAAUUGUUCAAGCUCCCACAUAUAUGAAAUUCAGUUGUUUAGAUUCAAUAUAAAUGCUUUAUUUGGGGGUACUUUAUAGUCUAAUAAGAGAAUUGUGGGUAAUUGAUGUCUUUUUCUGCUUUCUUUAGAAACUUAUUCAUUAAAACAUGUGUAUUGUCUGUGUGGAGUGUGCGCGCGUAUGAGAGAGCGUGAUGAUCUGACCUGAGAUCAGAGCUGCACUGCCAUGAGAGAAACUGUUUAAUGACGGAUCUGAAUCAGACUGAUAUCAGUGUGAAUGCGGUUCUGAUUCGCUUCGGUUUCUCCAGCUGCUGAAGUGAGACGAUCAUCCGAGACACCUUCACAGAGGCUUUAUCAGUCUGUUCACGUGACUGUUACUGAAAUCUGUAGAGCAUCAGUGGGAGAUUGUUAUCGACGGAAUGAAUAAAGUCUAUUUAACACAC